AUGCUGGCUGCGGACUACCGCAUCGCCUCGGCAACUUCCAACUUCAUCCUACCCAUUUGGGGACCUCCUGAAUGCUUCGGAGACUUGGUUGGGCACACAGUAGCCAUGCAACUCUGCUACAAUCAGGGACCUGUCAACGCCUUGUCCAUGCUCGAGUACGGAGUUAUCCACCAGUGCCAGAGAGGAGAUGAAGACACCAAAAAGGCAGCGGCGGAAGUGGCAAGGAGGAUCGCUGCAACUCCUGCACUGGCGUGUCACCAAGCCACUGCGAUGCUCAGCCCGGCCAUCGAAAAGUACGCGUCCAUCGUGGCCCGUGGAGGACUGCGAGCUUAG
Messenger RNA from Symbiodinium sp. CCMP2592, 333 nucleotides. The record is from the annotation of a GenBank genome assembly. NCBI's taxonomy places the organism in Eukaryota, Dinophyceae, Suessiales, Symbiodiniaceae.